This is a messenger RNA of Gasterosteus aculeatus aculeatus (three-spined stickleback), 4028 nucleotides long. It is a transcript of the gene alkbh8, whose product is annotated as alkB homolog 8, tRNA methyltransferase. Lineage: Eukaryota; Metazoa; Chordata; Actinopteri; Perciformes; Gasterosteidae. Gene Ontology annotation, molecular function: tRNA binding; tRNA (5-carboxymethyluridine(34)-5-O)-methyltransferase activity; S-adenosylmethionine-dependent methyltransferase activity. The record is from RefSeq and is a predicted model, not a curated record. Gene Ontology annotation, biological process: tRNA methylation; tRNA wobble uridine modification. Gene Ontology annotation, cellular component: nucleus; cytoplasm.
CAACCAGCAAUGCAUUAAUUAGUGAGCAGAUGCUGCUACUAUUGGAGAAAUCCAGGCUAGCUGCUUCCCGUCUUUAUGCUAAACUAAGAUAACCACCUGCCAGCAGUUUAUUUUAAGUUGAAGUAAUGUAAUGUCAAUCCUCUCAUCUAAUCCAACCACCAGAAGGAAAAAACUGUUCCUUUUGAUCAAUGUUGUUAGUGUAAAGUUCUUCUCUCUCUCUCCCGUGGUAACGUAUAAUCACUGUUCUUUUACAUUCUACAAAAUAAUCUCGACAGUUCCCCACAGUGAAGCUCUCUGUUCAUCUCACACUUGACAGCUGCUUGAAAGGCUGUUAUCUCUGAUCUAAUGUUAAACCCCCCGACACACCUUCUCAUGUGCACACAGAGAAGUCGCAGCAUGACAAAGUGCGUAUGAGCUCGGCUCCCUUGAACCUUUCCAUCACAGGAUUCCAGGAUCUUUCCCAAAGGAUUUAACAGAUCAAAAAAAAAACGGCUGCCAUUUGACCCCCACCCCCUGCUGCCCUGCCAACGGCGGGCCGAUAGUUAUCUGACACUCGUAUUCCCGUUGUCCCAGAGAUCCAGCGCCGAGGGCGAUUUGAAUAAAGACGGGCUCAGUGUGACAGCCGUGUGUGUUUAAGAUGGAAAAGCUCUGGCACGGCGACCCUCUAGAUCAGCUGAGAGACGAGGGCUGUCAACAAGGCCUCAGAGACACCAUUCCACACAUUCUGGGACGCUGUGUGUGGAGACGCGCAGGCAGCAACGCCGCUCUUUAUUUCGAGGGAAGUCUGGGGGCAGUGUCAUGGUUUUUGAAGGUGAAUGUUGAGAAAAAAAUGUAGGAAAAUUGUGUGUUUGAAAACUCCAGUGAAGCCACCUAAUUAAGGUGCUCGAGAGAUUGGGUUUUUUUUGCCAUCAGACCAAGAACAUGUCUUUUGAAUCAAACCACCCUGAGUAUUCAUUAUCCUGGACACUCGAUAAAAUCAUGUGUGUUGUGAAAACAAAGAAAUUGCAGCAUAGCUUUAUUCCUUGCUGCCGCGGGCUCUGCUUGGUCACAAAGCAAAUGCCUUUUGGAAAUCAUCAAACACACACAAAGUAGAGAAGACUAUUUAUGUUCAUUAUUUAUGAGACCGUUUUAAAAAAGAAAAAUGGAGCAGAGUUUGGUAAUGGUAUGAAAGAGGGCAGCCAGCUGUUGUUUUGUAGACUAAGCUGAGCGCUGAUAAGACGACGAAGGGUUCCCACUUGCCAGCGUUCAGCCUGCCUCUGUAAUUACUGAGAUGGCUGAGGACAGGUGAGGGCUUCAUUACACAACACGGCCGAGUAUAAUCACACACAAAUGAUUCGUGCUCACACACGCAUACAGAACAUGCAUGCUGAAGCACACACUCCCACCCGAAGGGCCUGUAGACAGAGUAAUUAAUAUGGCUAUAUAGAGGAAUUCAACAUUAUACUAACCAUGGGAAGUACAAACAGAAAUCUGACUGGACUGAGUAACAAAGAUUUUCUUUCCUUAUUUUGAUAGUCGGCAGCCCACAUUACAGAAUGGCACAAACCCAGAGGUAAAUAUAGAGUCACCACUUUGGCCAGUAUAGGCCAACACACUGGACUGGACGUUGUUACUGGUGUAACACAGCCAGAUGGUGUUACUGCGUUAUUAUAUCAACAUAUCUGCUCUGAAAAGGGCUUCAAAUGAGCCAGGAAUGCGAUUGAAUCAUCAGAAAGCACCGGGCACUGGGACUCUGCUUUCCUGGGAAGAGAUUCGUCGGGAACCUUCAGUCUUUGAUGAUCGUUGCACCCGGACAACAUUAAGGGGACGGACCAUGGACGCCGGUACGGGAAACAGCGUGGGAGCUGUCAGAAGGAGCAAAGAGGACAGAAAAGUUCUCCGUAAACAGCUAAAAGCCAGUCACACUUUGCUAAAACACGAAGGCAUCAGGACAACACCGCAGCCUACCAAGACUUUGGUGGUGGCAAACGGCGGCCUGGGGAACGGAGUCAGUCGGGAGGAGCUGUCUGCAGCGCUGGGAGAGAUGGGAGAGCUGGAGACACUGAUCAUGCAUCCUCACAAGCCCUACGCCUUUGUCACAUACAGGUCUGAGGAGAGUGCUCGGAAAGCCCACGUCCGCCUCAACGGGGAAAAGCUUGAAUGCAGAGAGAGCAGCGUCACGCUCUACCUCAGUUAUGUCAACUCAGUAACCUGUGAAGAGGAAGUAUCUGUGCCUUUGCCUGAUGGAUUAGUCUUGGUGGAGGAUUUUGUGUCUCAGGAGGAAGAGGCUGUGCUGCUCGCUGCUAUAGACUGGUCGUCUACUAAUGAUGAUUUCACGGCAAAAAAAGCCCUGAAACACAGAAAAGUCAAACAUUAUGGCUUUGAAUUUCGCUAUGACAACAACAACGUGGACAAGGACAAGCCUUUAGCUGCAGGUAUUCCUCAGGAGUGUCUACCUUUCCUUGAGCGGUGUGUGAAGAACAAACACAUCGACAUCCUGCCGGACCAGCUGACUGUCAACCAGUACGAGUCUGGACAGGGCAUUCCCCCUCACGUGGACACUCACUCUGCUUUUGAGGACACCAUCCUGUCGCUGAGCCUGGGAGCAAUGACGGUGAUGGAGUUCCGUCAUCCAGACGGUCGUCUUGUUGCCGUGGUGUUGCCGGGGCGGAGCCUCCUGGUGAUGAAGGGGGAGAGCAGAUACCUCUGGACACACGGGAUAACUGCGCGGAAGUUUGACACGGUGCCGGCCCGCGGCCCACAAUCCCCUGCUCGCACUGCGCCUGACCUCAGUGCGUGCAGCAAUCUAACGCUGAGCAAGAGGGACACCCGCACGUCCCUCACAUUCCGCAAGAUCAGACACGAACCCUGCGGCUGUGCCUUCCCCUCUGCCUGUGACAGCCAGGUAGCUCCUCUAGCUCCCCCACCGCCGUCUCCUCCCUCACUGCCCUGUUGCCAUGCCGACGCAGCCCUUCUGGAGGAGGAGUACGUGCACCGGGUGUAUGACGCCAUCGCCUCACACUUCAGCAGCACUCGCCACUCCCCUUGGCCCCGCGUUUGCCACUUCCUGUCCACGCUCCCCGCUGGCGCUGUGCUGGCUGACGUGGGCUGCGGAAACGGGAAAUACCUGGGGGUCAACCCGGAGGUGAUGGCGGUCGGCUGUGACCGUAGCAGUGCUCUUGUCCACAUCUGUGCACAGAGGGGUUUCCAGGCGUUUGUAUCUGAUGCUCUCCGUGUCCCUUUGCGAACGGCCUCGUGCGAUGCCUGCAUCUCGAUAGCAGUCAUACACCACUUCUCGACACAGGAGCGUCGCCGGGCUGCAGUGAGGGAGCUGGUGAGACUUUUGAAGCCGGGGGGUCGAGCGCUCAUCUACGUUUGGGCUUUUGAACAAGAGUACAAGAAGCAGAGAUCCAAGUACCUCAAAGAGCAUCCUGAGAAGCACAGCCCCACUGAAGACGCACAAACGGGAAGCAGCCAGGAAGCUCACGGGGAAUCAAGCAUCCAUACCAGCAGACGUUUAGAAGACCUGCAGGAUGCGACUGAGAGCAAACUCAGUGUGCACACCAACCGGACAGCAUUCAACACCCAGGACCUUUUGGUUCCCUGGCAUCUGAAAGAAGGGAAAAAACAAGUGGAUGAAGAGUCGAGAGAGGGUGAAAGGAAGGAUGAAACGAAAGAGAAAUCCCAAAAGACUAACACAGGCUUUGGAUCGGGGCUGGACACCAGCGCUAAACCCAGUGCAAGCGGCGACACUACUCCGACCUGCGGUUCCGCUCUGAAGUCUGAGUCUGAGAUCAGUGCCGCGCCAGUUUUUCACCGCUAUUACCACGUGUUCCAGCAGGGGGAGCUGGAGCAGCUGUGUGGUCAGGAGGCCGGAGUCACCCUGCAGAGCAGUUACCACGAUCAGGGGAACUGGUGUGUUAUUUUAGAGAAGGCCUUGGGGACAGACUUAUGAUUUGUGAUAAUUUAGAGACAAAUGAAUGUUCAAACAAGAGUUUUAAUGGAAUGUUAACAGCAUAAAACUGAAAUAAAACUUAUUUUUUCCAUUA